AUGCCAGAACGCGCCCCUGUGAUUGGACGAGCUCUCCGGGAGGCUGUGAUCGCCUUGCCAAACAGCUCCAAAUCAAAUAUAACUUUUAGCAUGGUAGUCAAUGCUGCCGGCCCAUGGGCUGCUGAUUUGGCUCGUUUGGCGGAAAUAGGAAUAAAUGAAGAUCUGACCGUACCAUUGCCUGUGGAACCGCGCCUUCGAUAUGUUUUCGUGGUUCGACCAAAACGACAAAUGCCGUUUCCUCGUCGCUCUCCUGAUACAACCAGCCCCACACCACUACCCGGUCUGGACACACCCUUCCUCAUUGACCCCUCGCGGUUGUUUGUUGAACGGCGUGGUUUAUCUGGCGAGUUUGUGGUCUAUUCAGACGAUCCUCAGUGGGAUAUACCUCGGACUGGUGUACGUUGA
Molecule: messenger RNA, 405 nt
Organism: Echinostoma caproni
Lineage: Eukaryota; Metazoa; Platyhelminthes; Trematoda; Plagiorchiida; Echinostomatidae
Source: the annotation of a GenBank genome assembly